GCGUGCCCUGUGGCCAAACACUGCCCGGAGUGAGAGCAAACUACCAGCGCAGUGCGUGUAUGCGCGCGCGGGGGUGCGCGCGCGGGGGUGCGAGAGGGUGAGCGAGCGAGCACGGGGCGGAGGGGCGGCCAACUGCUUCACACUUUCAACACUGCACCGAAGAGGGAGAGCGAGACAGCCUGGAGACGCACACAUCCCCCCAAGAUCUCCCCAGGCGAACGUCCCACAGAUUACAGGACAGAACCCUCCAAAUCGAAACGGAGGAAACGGACAGCCAUUGAACAUGGACGAAGGAAUCCCUCAUUUGCAAGAGAGACAGUUACUGGAACAUAGGGAUUUUAUAGGACUGGAUUAUUCCUCUUUGUAUAUGUGUAAACCCAAAAGGAGCUUGAAACGGGAUGACACCAAGGAUACCUACAAAUUACCGCACAGAUUAAUAGAAAAGAAGAGAAGAGACCGAAUUAAUGAAUGCAUUGCUCAGCUGAAAGAUUUACUGCCUGAACAUCUAAAAUUGACAACCCUGGGGCAUCUGGAGAAAGCAGUAGUUUUGGAGUUAACUUUGAAGCACUUAAAAGCGUUAACAGCCUUAACGGAGCAGCAGCAUCAGAAGAUAAUUGCUUUACAGAAUGGGGAGCGCUCUCUGAAAUCGCCGGUCCAGGCCGACUUGGAUGCGUUCCACUCGGGGUUUCAAACCUGCGCCAAAGAAGUCUUGCAAUACCUCGCGCGCUUUGAGAGCUGGACGCCCAGAGAGCCGCGCUGUGCCCAGCUCGUCAGCCACCUGCACGCCGUGGCCACCCAGCUCCUGACGCCACAGGUGCCCCCGGGCAGGGGCCCGGGCCGCGCGCCCUGCAGCACGGUGGCUGCGGCCACCCCGGGCCCCGAGCGCGCGGCCCGCUGCGUGCCGGUCAUCCAGCGGACUCAGACCGGCACCGAGCCCGAGCAUGACACGGACACCGACAGCGGCUACGGAGGCGAGGCGGAGCAGGGCCGCGCCGCUGUCAAGCAGGAGCCUCCUGGGGACCCGUCCCCUGCGCCCAAGAGGCCGAAGCUGGAGGCGCGCGGCGCGCUCCUGGGCCCGGAGCCCGCGCUGCUCGGCUCGCUGGUGGCCCUGGGCGGGGGCGCGCCCUUCGCGCAGCCCGCCGCCGCGCCCUUCUGCCUGCCCUUCUACCUGCUGUCGCCGUCCGCCGCCGCCUACGUGCAGCCCUGGCUGGACAAGAGCGGCCUGGACAAGUAUCUGUACCCCGCGGCGGCCGCCCCCUUCCCGCUGUUGUAUCCUGGCAUCCCCGCAGCGGCGGCCGCCGCCGCCGCCUUCCCCUGCCUGUCGUCCGUGCUGUCGCCGCCUCCUGAGAAGGCAGGCGCGGCCGCCGGUGUCCCUCUGCUGGCGCACGAGGUGGCUCCCCCAGGGCCGCUGCGCCCCCAGCACGCUCAUAGCCGCACCCACCUGCCGCGCGCAGGGAACCCGGAGAGCUCUCAGGAAGAUGCCUCACAGCCGGCCAAAGAUGCCCCCUGAGCCCUGCAGCUCUUCCAGAACAGGGGCAAAGGGCUCCGGAGGAGUCGCCCGGUUUCCAAGUUCAAACGCCCCUUAACGCGUGCCAGGGAGGAAGAGUAAGAGAUGCUCGGCAGGCUUAGGACAAAAACAGGUGUUUUGUGUACGUUUGGAGUUCCUGUUUUGCCCGUUUCUCACCCUUUUGCCACCCCACCCGCUC
Peromyscus eremicus (cactus mouse) is the source of this 1706-nucleotide messenger RNA. RefSeq names its product basic helix-loop-helix family member e41 (gene Bhlhe41). Gene Ontology annotation, cellular component: nucleus. The transcript has 5 exons. Lineage: Eukaryota; Metazoa; Chordata; Mammalia; Rodentia; Cricetidae. Gene Ontology annotation, molecular function: DNA-binding transcription factor activity, RNA polymerase II-specific; protein dimerization activity; RNA polymerase II cis-regulatory region sequence-specific DNA binding. The coding region runs from base 284 to 1510 and encodes 408 amino acids. The record is from RefSeq and is a predicted model, not a curated record. Gene Ontology annotation, biological process: regulation of neurogenesis; circadian regulation of gene expression; regulation of transcription by RNA polymerase II.